Messenger RNA from Fusarium poae, 978 nucleotides. RefSeq lists its product as uncharacterized. NCBI's taxonomy places the organism in Eukaryota, Fungi, Ascomycota, Sordariomycetes, Hypocreales, Nectriaceae. The transcript is spliced from 4 exons. The record is from RefSeq and is a predicted model, not a curated record. The coding region runs from base 1 to 978 and encodes 325 amino acids.
AUGUGUAGCCCUAUCCUUCUGGAUACUGAGCGGCCUGGCCCUUUGGGUUCAACACCGAGCGGUCGCGCAGAGGUACUGGAUGCAACUGGCACGAAAUACUUUUCUCAUCUGGGUUAUGCUCAUAUAUGGGAUGCGGCCGUCUCUCCCAGACUCGGGUUUUCUGUUUCCAGUAUCUGUCAUCAUGUCGAUCGUAUUCAACCAAUCCCAGAACCCACCUCCGCCUCCUCUACCUCCUCUUCUACCAUUCUAACUUGGCCGAAACCAUCAUCCAUCGGACAGUCAGGAACUGGACCUAAAUCCCAGGAUCAUCCAAUGGCAGAGGUUAAGGACACAUACGUUGCCUUGGUCAUUACAGAGAUCAAGUGCAUUGAGGUUGGCAAGGCUCAAUUCUCAGUACGAUAUGAAGACGCCAACAUCAGGCUCAAUGACGAGCAGUCGCAGGCUCUCAUUCUUUUCCAACGGAUCUUUCUCCAGGAGCUUCAGGACUUCUUUCUUGCAAGUCAGCUCACUUUUGCUACUGCACCCCCUCGACGUCUAUCGUCGAAGUAUGUUAUGCUAGCCCGUAUAUGGGAUCCCGGAAUCUAUCCAAUGGACCUUUUUUACCAUGAACUUCCAUCGGCUCCCGCUCAUGGACAUAUACGUACUUUGACAUACUUCGCUUGUAGCAUGAUGCAACGUCUCUACGAUACAGUACCUAAAUUUGAAGAAACCUGGAUAGACUAUCUUUGCGACAUGGGGAAACAUCGUAUGGCGAUUGAAGUUGAUGAUAUCCGAACCCGGACCUCAGACAGUUCCCCUAACACUGGUGGGCUGUAUCAUCAUCUAGCCAUAUUAACUGAACCCAAUACCUCCAUCAACUCUCAAAACGCGCCAAUACAUGAGCGCUGUCACUCAGGCUCAUUUCGAAGAGUUAGAGCUGGAAGGAACUCCCAACCACUUCAUCAUUGUCACUUCCUUAUGGCCGGUUUUGUCUUAUAG